Molecule: messenger RNA, 2535 nt
Organism: Panicum virgatum (switchgrass)
Lineage: Eukaryota; Viridiplantae; Streptophyta; Magnoliopsida; Poales; Poaceae
Exons: 3
Coding region: 1014-2285 (423 amino acids)
Molecular function (GO): zinc ion binding; nucleic acid binding
Source: RefSeq, a predicted model, not a curated record
AUGUCCCCACGGAAACUUCCCGGAAAUCUCCGGCUCCGAGCCUUAAUCGCCAAGCACGAAACUUCGCCGAGGACUCAGCCGGCUGCCCUCCUCCUCGUUUUUCUCCGGUUCCAGCCUAUGGAGAUCAAUUGAUGUCGCCGCACCACCAGCUUGCCAUUGCCAAUGUCCUUUUCAGAACCUAGCUGUUCAGACACGUAUAUAUAGUACCCUUGUGUCCGCUUCGCUUACCUUGCACCCAUGUUUUCAGUUUCGGUUUCCCACGAGAGAGUGUCCGUUGGGGCUACAGCGCAGAGCUCCGGCGCCAUGUUUCAGUUCUUGGCCUCCUGUCUUUGGUUACUCGAGAUUGGCUUCGCUCAACCUACAGGUGACUUGGCUUUUCACUUAUCAGGAUUCAGGGUCUCGGUGGCGAAUGAGACUAUGAGAGCAAGGUGGCUGGAGACAUAGAUGCAGAAGUUGGUUGGUUCGGUGAUCAUGGAUUCAUGGCAGCUUGUUGAGAGCCCUGGACCGAGCGUGCAGCUUGCUAGUAUCACUUGUCGGCAUCUUGUUGGGUGCUUCCAUCCCUGAUAGUUCGCAAUGGAGACUGCGCAGUGCUUCGCCCAAGACACCUCAGGUACUUAAUUUUUUUUUUGAAGGUCAGGUACUUCAUUGAGAAAAAGCAGGUUUGCAGUUUAAGAGAUUCCAAAGAGGUUCCAUUCAAGUCCGAGCAUUAGAGGGGUUUUCGGGGUGGAAGAUGGUUCGAGCAUGGAGCAAGCACAAAGGCACAGCCGCACAGGCAAGGGAGCAGCGAGCAGCACCGAGACUGGGAUUCAGUGUCAUAUAUACUGGGCAGUGGCACCGACCUUCUCGGCUACUGCUUCCCACUUCCACCCCUUUGUUGGAUUGAUCUCGGAACGGUUCAAACCGAACCGUGACCGAGUAGGAUUCGCGCCCUGAUCGGGGGCGUGGCCUCACCCUUCUAGGUCGCGGCCCCGGUCACCAGUGCGCUAUAAAAGAAGGCCCAGCGGCCGGCGCAGAUGCCAACGCGUCCUGGGCGUCCGCAAAACCCUAGCCUACACACACCAGAGGGAUCCGAUCUCCUAGCGCACCGAGUGAUCGGAACCACCGCCGCCAUCAUCUCUUCCCCGACCCGGAUGGCUGAUCUAGCAACAACGCCGUCGACCACCCUGAACCCGGUGGCCGACCCCGCGUCCAGCGCCCUCGCCCAGCAGGAGGAACAAAGGAGAAGAGAAGCGGAGCGGGCUGUAGAGGAGCGCCGCGCCAAGGAGAACCAGGACAAGCUCGACCACGACAACAGGCUGCCCAACACCGUUGCCCCCAUGGCACCGGCCGCGCCCGUCAUCAACCCCGAAGGUUUUAAUGCUGCGAUGAUCCUCAAUCAUAUGAGGACGAUUGAUCCGCUGAAGGGGACCAACAAUCCCGCUUGGCGAAAGGAGAUUGACAUGCUAUUGACUUUAGCUGAUUUGGAUUACUCAAUCCAGAUUGACAGACCCACUGAGCCUCAGAUGGGCGAUCAUCUAUACGAUGAGAAGAUGCUACAUUAUAGCAUCGAGAAGAAAAAGUGGGAGUUUUCAAACACCAAGUGUUUGAAGAUUGUCAGACACCUCAUAGAUGACUCCAUUGAGGGGUCAAUACCAGAGUGCACUACUGCCAAGGAGCUUCUGGACAGACUGAGGUCUCAAUUUACCGGAUCCUCCAAGGCAUAUGCUAGUGCUUUGGUAGACGAUUUCACGAACAUGAGGUGUGACAGUUCUGGAGUGAGAGCUUAUAUCCAGAAGAUGACAAGUACUGCUGCCAAGCUGAACAAGUACUUAGGCAAGGAUUUGCCUGAGGAAUUUGUGGUGCACAUGAUCAUGAAAUCACUUCCAAAAGAAUAUGAGACUUUUCAUGUGCACUACAACACCACUAUCAAGGACAGAUGGACGAUUGACCAGCUGAUGGCACAGUGCUUGCAAGAAGAGGAAAGAUUGAAGAGCCACAAGGGUGACUCUAUCAACUAUGCCUCGAAUCAGCUAAAGAAAAUGAACAAGAGCUCCAAGCCAACCUUCAAGAAAGGACCUAAGGGCGAUGAAGGACAGUCCUCCUGCAAGGCUCCAGCCCUCAACUACAACCAUGGCAGAGGGGUGAACCUGAACAAGUUCUUCCCUGUGCCUGUCGACACUUGCUUGUACUGCAAGCAGAAGGGGCACUACAAGAAGGACUGUCCCGACUACUUGAGGUCACUCCUCAAGAGAGAUGAAGGGCUUCAGAACAAGAAGGAUGCUGGAAAAGGGAACAAGAAGCGUUAGAGUUGCUAAUGGAAAAGAAGCUGCAGUCAAAGCCAUUGGAGAUCUUUCUCUAGAGUUAGAUAAUGGUUUUGUACUCUUAUUGAGAGAUGUUUUAUUUGUUCCUUCUUUAAAGAGGAAUUUGAUUUCAGUCUCUAGACUUGAUGAUGAUGAGAUACAUUGCCAUUUUGGGGAUCAUAAAUGUGUUAUUCGUUGUAAUAACAAAGAUGUUGGUCUCGCCAUCCGACGAAACAUGCUUUAUUUGCUUUCCCAA